AUGCCACCGACGAACCCGAAUGAUCAAAAUGGAUCUGCAGGCCCAGAACCUGGCAGCCACCUGAAAGGAAACUGCCGCAAAGAUGAAGACGAAAAAGAAGGUGAAGAUGAAGGCAAAGAUAAAGAUGAAAUUGAACAUGAAUAUGAAUAUGAAGAUGUAGAUGUAGAUGGCGAAGAAGAUGAAGAGGAAGAUGGUGAAGAAGAAGAAGAAGUAGAAAUAGAUGGCGAUAGAGAUGAAAACGAAGAUGCAGUUAAAAAUAAAUACGAAGAGGAAAAUGAAGACGAAGAAUGA
Molecule: messenger RNA, 291 nt
Organism: Rhagoletis pomonella (apple maggot)
Lineage: Eukaryota; Metazoa; Arthropoda; Insecta; Diptera; Tephritidae
Product: acidic leucine-rich nuclear phosphoprotein 32 family member B-like
Exons: 2
Coding region: 1-291 (96 amino acids)
Source: RefSeq, a predicted model, not a curated record